Messenger RNA from Micromonas pusilla CCMP1545, 1737 nucleotides. RefSeq lists its product as uncharacterized. Lineage: Eukaryota; Viridiplantae; Chlorophyta; Mamiellophyceae; Mamiellales; Mamiellaceae. The transcript is spliced from 5 exons. The record is from RefSeq and is a predicted model, not a curated record. Bases 113 to 1405 code for a protein of 430 amino acids.
CGUCGCCUCCGUCGCCGCGUUCGCCGUGUUCCGCGCCGCGUCGUUGCAUUCCUCCUCCUCCUCCUCCUCCGCGAGCGGGAACCCGGUCGCAGCGACGACGACGGCGACGACGAUGACGCCACCGCGCGGCACCGGCGCCGGCGACGCGUCCAAGGGACGGGCAUACCUCAUAGCGCCGCCGCCGCUGUUCCCGCUCGUGCCGGCGUUUUCGCGCGAGACUUUUCGCUACGAAAUCAUCCCAAACUCGAUGUGGUUCUUCGAACAGAAGCAAGGCAUCGGCCUCGGUUUAAACGUCAGCGUGAACGUGCGGAUGACGGUGAUCAAACUCGAGAGCGGCGGUUUGUGGGUGCACGCGCCCGUGGCGCCGACGAAGGAGUGCGUCGCGCUCCUAAACGAGCUGGACGCGCCGGUGGAGCACAUCGUCCUCCCGACGACGUUGUUCGAGCACAAGAUUUUCGUCGGGCCAUUCCAGCGGAAGUACCCGGACGCGGAAGUUUGGAUCGCGCCGGAUCAGUGGUCGUGGCCGGUGAACCUGCCGCCGACGUUUUUCGGCAUAUUCAAAACCGGCACGCUCGGGUUCGGCGGCGGCGUCGACGCGAACGGGGAUGCGCCGUCGUGGGCGGACGAGUUUGAGUGCGAGCUCCUGACGCCGCCCGCGCUCGGGGUCGCGUCGUACGUCGCAUUCACCGAGUGCGCGUUUCUGCAUAAAGCCACGAGAACUUUGCUCGUGACCGACGCGGUCGUGUACGUGUCCGAAAACGUCCCUGACGCGAUCCCAGAUCGCGACUUGCUCGAGUCAGGGGACGACGACAAUUUCACCAUCGCGGCGCUGAAAUUUCUAAACCUCUUCGACAUCAAGACCAAGGCGAAGACGCGAACGACGUCGUCGAAGGACAUGACCGAGAACGAGCGGAAGCGCCUCGGGUGGCAGCGUAACGCGCUCCAGGCGUUGUAUUUCGGGCCUUCGAACUUGUUAGACCCGGAGAUGUCGUGGGUGGGGAUCGUAAAUCGUCUCAUCGUCGCGCCGGUGGUGUCCACGCUCGUGUAUGAGAACGUUCCAGACGACGUCGCGGACUGGGCGAGACGCAUCGGGAGGUGGAAGUUCGACACGAUCGUCCCCGCGCACUUCGACGCGCCGAUCAAAGCCGGGCCCAAGGAGUGGAACGCCGCGUUCGGGUUUCUCCCGACGUCACGGCCGGCGGACGAGCCGGAGAUCACGGGAGGCGUCGGUGGCGGCGUUCGCGGAUUCGGCGACGGGUACUACCCGGACGAGGACAUGAUCCUCCUGCGGGGGGUUGGGGACGUUUUAAAAGACGCCGGUGUCAUCUUCACGGACGAGAAUCGGCCGAGGCGGAAGCUGGGCGUCGUCCAAGGCGCGGGCGUCGGCGGGGAGAAGAAGAAGUGAGCGAAGGAGGGCGGUGUAGGGCGGUAUCGUCCAAUGCUAACGUGUAUUAAAGUUAAACAAUCAAAGAAGGUGAACGAAGAGGCGGCGGUGAUCCCUGGUGGUGAGACUACCGCACCUCGAGCUCAUCGAUGAACCAAUUCAAGUGCGCGCGCCUGUGUGCGCGCGUGUGUAUGCAUGUGUCCCAUGUAUGACAUGUGGAUUUGGCAACGCAUGAAGUACCGGAGUGGGCCGCGCUAUUGAGGGAGUGUGCGUGGAGUGGAAAGGGGUUUACAGUGGGGCUACACGUACUGUAGUAAGCAAAGUUGUAACGAUCAUUCUCACUGUAAAUUCUC